Messenger RNA from Acanthaster planci (crown-of-thorns starfish), 1187 nucleotides. RefSeq lists its product as uncharacterized. The record is from RefSeq and is a predicted model, not a curated record. Lineage: Eukaryota; Metazoa; Echinodermata; Asteroidea; Valvatida; Acanthasteridae.
ACAGAGGGCCGCAAGAUACUAUUGUUCGUCAAGGGGCAAGUGUCAACUUCACCUGUGACCUAAGAAAUAUUGAAGGUUACACUAUCUACUGGCACCACCAGCCACAAGUGGGCAGUGUCCGAUACCUUACUGUGAACAGAGAGUUAUAUACCGGUACCGUCUCUCCUCCACCUGCUCAGCUACAACGACGUCUAUCAAUCACUGGUGAUGAGAGCAGGGGAGAGUUUACUUUACGGAUAUCAGAUGUAAGAAAAAUUGACGAUGGGGUGUAUUCUUGCCUUUAUGGUUAUACUAAUAUUCCAGUGAAGACCGCUUCCUCUGCUGAGCUAACCGUUCUCGUACCACCAUCCUCAUUGUCUCCAUGGUGUAGUGCACAACCUGUGUCAACGGCUGAUGAUAAUACCAUAAACCUCUACUGUAACUCUCAAGGCGGAGAACCUCCUCCAAAUAUUACAUAUUUCAGGGAAACUGAGCAGAUAGCUGGUCCCGGAAUUCGGUCAAUUCAACAUACGUACCACUUAAGAGAACAGGACAAUGGUGUGACUUUCACUUGCAUCUUGACCACACCUGCCUUGGAUGAGCCAAGUACUUGCUCCGUGAUGCCACUGAGAAUCUUGCCGAAUGCCACCAUCCUACCUGCAGUAUCCGAGGUUGAGAACAGGACCUCAAGAUCGUUUGAAUGUCAUGGAGAGGGCGUGCCUAACAUUGCCACAUACAGGUGGAGGGUGACUUAUGCCGAUACUGGAGACAUCCUACUUGAAAACAACUACAGCGUAUCUGAAAAUGGCCAAUCUUUGAAGAUAACGGUGACGCAGAAUCUGGAAUUGCUCUGCGUAGUUAGUGUGCAAUCUGGACUGUCUGGUCACGCCACCGCGCUGGUUAAUGUUACCAAGCUAGUAACUACAACUGUGGCAGGGGGGCUGAGAAAAACUGCCAGCCCCGACCCCGAGGACGAAGCCUCGGCGUCGCUGAUUAUGCCCAUCGCUGUCGUGGUCGUGGUCAUAGCAUCACUAAUGUUGAUCGUCUUCUGCUUCUUGUGGAGAAGAAAAACGAGACGGGCAAUCGACCCUAAGAUUGAAUACAACAUGCGUGAUAUUCGAGAUCUCGAGACUCCGGGCACACCUACCGACAAGACAGGGCCCGUUCCAGCAUCAGAACAGACUGUCUAUGCCAUGAUCCGCACGUGA